AUGGCUCAAGAACUCAAAGCAAAGGGCAACGAGCUCUUUAAAUCCGGAGAUUACAGCGGUGCCGAAGACUUCUAUUCCCAAGCAAUCCAAAAGAACCCCAAAGAUGCAACCUUCUUCACAAACCGCGCGAUAACGCGAAGCAAGCUCGCCAAGUGGGCCGACGUCGAACGUGACGCCCGCGCCGCAAUCGAAAUCUACGGUCUAAAGAACCCCGCCGCCCUAAAAAGCCACUACUACCUCGCUCAGGCCCUUUUAAGCCUACAGCGCCCACAGGAAGCAUACGACGUCGCGUCCGACGCGUACCAACAGAGUCUCGCAGCGAAGAGUCCUCAGACGGAGAACCUGUCGCAGACCGUAUUGCGCGCAAAGCAGCAGAUCUGGGCUGCGCGGGAGACAUCCCGGUUGCGCGAGCUGAAUGAAACUCUGGGCUCUGUCGAGGCGCUCGUUGAGGCUGAUGUGACGCGUGCGCUGGCAGAAUUGCAGGGUCGUCUAGAGCGAGGGGAGAUUGGGGAGAUUGGGUUUGGGGAGGAUCAGAAAGCGUUGCGGGAGGAUGCGGAGAACAAGAUUAGGAAUUUGAGGGAGGCAUUUCGAGUUGCUUCUAACGGCGAGGUUCAGGAAAGGGUUGUUCCUGACUAUCUCAUUGAUGGGAUCACAUUUGAGAUCAUGCAUGAUCCGGUUAUGACACCGUCGGGGGUUAGUUUCGAUCGCUUGGGCAUCACCAAGUAUGUUGAGAAGUCGGGCGUCGACCCCUUAACUCGGGCUCCUAUCAGUGUUCAUGAUCUGCGGAACAACUAUGCUCUCAAGGCAGCCUGUGAGGAGUUCCUCACUAACAAUGGAUGGGCGGUGGAUUGGUGA
Molecule: messenger RNA, 855 nt
Organism: Penicillium digitatum Pd1
Lineage: Eukaryota; Fungi; Ascomycota; Eurotiomycetes; Eurotiales; Aspergillaceae
Source: RefSeq, a predicted model, not a curated record